AUGAAAAUGAUAAUAAAAAACAGAUAUAGUGGAGCUACAGGAAGUAUGUUAGUUAUAUGUAAGAUGGGCUAAUUAAGAUUAUAUGAUGGUCCAAUAAAACUGUAUAAGGAAUAUUGGAAAUUUAUGUUUUGGUUUGGAAUUUAUUAUAAUGUAUUUCCAAUAUUUCUAACAUUCAAAAAUGAGAGAGAAGUAAGAUAAUAAAUGAAAUUAGAUGAUAAUAGUUUUAGGAAGAUCGGUAAUAAUAGAUAGGGAUGAUGAUAAUUGUUGUUUGAAAUAGUUAAUUAGUAGAUAAUUUGGAUCAUUAUUUCUUAUUGCUAUAUUUAGAUUGGCUUUUAUUGGCAUUUUAUUAAGAUUUGAAUGGCUAUUAAAUUUCUUUGAAUAUUUGAUGAUAUAGGUAUAGUCAUUCUAAAUGUUUUAGUAUAUUUAGUGAUGAGAAUAAAAGAAUAUUAAAAGUCUGUCACACUGAAAUAACGUUCAAACUAGAUAUAAUAAUAUUUGGUGGAAAGGAAGCAAGAGGUUGUGCAGUGAUAUUCAUGUAUUGAAUUUAGAAAGGUUUUAUUAAUACAUCCUUUAUAAUAUUAGUUGGGCCUCUUAAAUUAAAACAAGCAAAUAAAUUCUUGAUGUAAGAAUGAGGCACAGUGCACAAAAUUAUAAAGAUAAGAUUAUUAGGGGAAUAGUUAGACUGAAUUAGACGAUGUUACACUAAUCUCUUAAAUUAUUAGAGAAAAAAACAAUCUAUAAAUAAUGAAUUUUUUUAUUGUCUUGUAUAGGUAAGAAUUAAAAUAAAUGAAUACUCCUCUAAAACAUUUUUUUGGAUAUUAUUUAUGUAUAUAUUUCGAGGAAGAGAUGAAAAAAUGUGGUUAAUUGAUAUUUACAAACUUAAGUGUUAUUGGGCAAAAGGUUGAAACUACGAGUAGAAACUUUAAGAAAACUUACAACAUAGUUCAGAGUACAAAGUUUAUAUUUUGGAUGGUGAACCUGAUCAUCGAUCUCAUUCAUUAAAUAAUUUAUAUGAUUGUAUAUUGA
Messenger RNA from Paramecium sonneborni, 1026 nucleotides. The record is from the annotation of a GenBank genome assembly. NCBI's taxonomy places the organism in Eukaryota, Ciliophora, Oligohymenophorea, Peniculida, Parameciidae.